UUUCCAAACAAUGCAAACUCGUUCAUUGAUAGAUAUUUGAUUGUACUACAUUGUAACAUACCCACCUUAUCUAUUGUGUUCAGUGUAUGCAAUUCCUUUUGUGGCGAGUUCAUGUUACUUGCAAUAUAAAUGCAUGCCAACGCCUUCAUUGAGACUAAUGGGAUCUUAAUGUCUACAAAGAGUAUAAGGCGUUGCGGAAUGUCAUUCAUUAACGAUAAUUGGAAAGACGAUCGGUGUAAUAUUAUAUACUCUCUAAGCAAAGUAAUGUCAGAUAAGGUGUUUUUUUAGCUAAAAUAAUAAUUUCUUAAAUUAUCUUUCGUUGGGGAUGUGGACUUAAUUUAGACGUUUGUGAGCAUAUGCUUAAAAUUAUAUAUGUUUGCUUUGAAAUUGGAUAUAUAACGUUGUAAUAAAUAUUCAUACAGUUUAGUUUAUAUUAAUCAAUAAAACAAUCAGGCCUACUACGAUUGACAAGUGACAUGGAGAACAUUUCAGCCUACGAAAACGGCCCUGGUCCUGGUGAACAUAUCAACCACAGCGACACCGAUCCCACAUUCGACUACGACUCCUACUACUUCGACGACUACUAUCACGAACAUGUGUACAGCAUAUUCGACUUUGAGAUUGUGAUCUACGGUUAUAUCUGGCCAGUCUUGGCCAUUAUUACGUGUCUAUGCAAUUGUCUUGUGAUUGGUGGAUUCUUACAAAAGCAUAUGCGAACGUCUGCUAAUAUUAUUUUGGUUUUAAUCGCAAUAUCCGACUCCCUUACCGUACUGGUGACCCUCCCAGCGACGUUCUAUGUGUACUCACGUGAACAGAUGUUACUUUCUAAAGACUGGUGCAAUGCUACCAUGAUAACCAGGUUAUACAUUUCACGUGCAUUUCACACCAUUUCCGUCUGGAUUACCGUUCUUCUUGGGUUUCAACGGUUCUUACAUGUACGACACCCUGCUGUUGCUAACCGUUGGUGCACGAUAAAGAAAACGAUCGGUAUUGUUGCUGUAAUGUACGUCCUGGCCUUUCUAUUGCACAUGUACCAUGCUUUUGACAUUAAGACUAGUGAUGGGUUUUGCCACUGGGAACUCAAAGAGCCAUGCGGAUGGGGCUGUGCUUAUAUCUGGGCCUCGUUUAUCCUGGGUCACGCUAUUCCCUGCGUGGCAUUGGUGGCGUUCACGAAACUAAUGUUGCGACCAGUGAACCAGAGACCUGGAAGCACAAGUGUUGACAACAACGUUAGGCGACGAAGAGAGCAAAACAGAAACAUGACCAUCGCUGUUCUACUGAUAGUCGUCAUAUUUCUUAUACCGGAACUGCCUUACGGUCUCUUCUACUUGUUGACGAUGAUACUGAAACUGAGCGUGCAGAAAAUACUACCUCUUAGGACCAACCGGAUUUUCCACGCCACCUAUGAGCUGGCCUUGGUGCUUAGCUUUCAUCUGAACUUCUGGGUGUACUGUGUGAUGAUUCGAAGCUUCCGUUCUGGCAUUAAAACCCUUUUUAAGAUGGCACGGUGCAAGAAAGGCACAUUUUCAGAACUUGAGCGCGAGCACACGUCAUCUCAGACCAUGAGUUAUGAACUUGUUGGUGUCUCAGAAAGACAGUCUGAAGACGUUGAAUUGUGAAAAUAUGUUAGUGUAGCUCAACGAUAUAAACAGCAUACUCCUUUUACAAUAAGUCUUAGAGUAAGGUCUUAUUUAGAACAUAUUUAUUAUUUGAAAUCUGUUUCAAUUGCAACGCUAAUAUCAGUUUAAAUAUGACAUAAAAAUGAGUUGUCAGUUUCAAGUAAUCAAUAAUAAUUAAUAACGUAAAGUGUGCACGAAAUAUUAAAUAUCCCAUGAUAUGGUAUUUUAUAUGACCUCUUACAGAAUACUCGUUUUUCAUUACCUUACCCUACUGUUUAUUUUAUAUAAUUUUUCUUAUUACACGUAGCGUUAAUAGCGUACAGUGUGCAGAAAAUGUGUAAUAUCCAAUUGUAUGGUUUUGUAUAUUACCUUGGAUAGAACACACACCAUCUCAUCCAGGUGACAUGCCGACUGCGUAUUUUCCAUUAUAGGUGGGUACAUUUUCAUAUUUAAUUUAGUGACGUUAAAAGAGACCACGAAUGUACAGACGCGCACACUUCUCUGUCUUCUGUUAUAACGUUACUUGUGGAUGCUGCGGCGGCUGCUACUGCUGCUAAUGAUGAUGAUAGCAGCAGUAGCAGAAACAGAUGCAGCAUCAACAUCAGCAUCGUCAUCAUAGUAUUCUACGUCAUAUUCGUCAUCACCAUUCGUCGCGGUUUUCUUUUCUCUAUCCUUUUAUUUCGUAUUCUCUUUCUUUAUUGUAAUAAUUAUGUAUCUGACGUUAUGAUCAUCCUUUGUCCGGUUGCCCAAAAUUUUAAAUGAUAGUUAAGGUAACAGCCUGUUUACUUCAGAUAAAAAUAAAAUUAAGUGAAAAGCAAUGUUAUUAUCAAACAUGUUUAAACUAUUCUGGUAAACACAUUUGUUUAAACAAUGAACACAAUAUAAAGGGCAAGCAAUUUAUUAACUUAAAUAAUUUUUACCGAAAUUAUUGACUCUGAGCUUAAUUGGCCGCGAAAGUUUUGAGCAACCAGGCUCAUAUUCUGGUUGUGAUUCUCUGUGUCGCUUUUUCAAUUUAAUAAUAAAUAAACCGAUAGCGCUACUAAGCAUAUAAUAACACAAAAAAAUAAAAAUAAUCGUCAUAAUCAGCAUACUUGCAGCAUAGGAAGCCUUGGGGACAUUCCGCUAUAAAACGAUCAUUGCCCAUAUAUCAACAACAGCUACACUGACAUAACUUUCGGCUAAAAUUAUUUAACCUUCGACGACAACUACCAGAAAAUGUGUACAGCAUAUUCGACUUUGAGAAUGCGAUCUAAUGAUACAUUGUCUGAAGUUAUUUAUAUGUAUUUUGUCACAAGUAGGCGGCUUAUACAACAUUUGAUAAACCUACUAACAAACCAAUAACAAACUAACACCAUUAUGUGUAAUCAUAAUAUCGGCUUGGGAUAAACAUGGCAUACUUUCAAAUGAAAUACAGAAAACAUUAGGAAAAUCGUCGUUAUAAACAUCAAAUAAAUUUAAACUUCUUAAAAUGGGAAAACAUAUACCGUUCAGCAAUUCUUGAGAGGUUUUCGCAAAAGGCACGAUACAAUGAGGAAUGUCGAUACAAUGAGAAUCAGCGCAAACGCCUGUUUAUGCAAUCGCCUUGUGAUUAGUGGAUCCUUACGAAAGCAUAUGAGAAAUUCUUCUGAUAUCAUUUUGGUUUCAUCGCCAUGUUCGACUCGCUUACCCGACUGGUGACCCUUCCAACGGCUUUUAUGUGUACUCAUGAAAACAAUGAAUCGCACUUUUGAUUCAAUACCUACACAUCUAGAGUCCCAAUUGUGGGUUAUUCGACAGUAAACUAUGAUAGAAAAUCAUGGUAUAUAACAAGGCUCACAAAACUCUAUCGAAUAUAAUAUAAUAACGCGGAUUGUUUUUUUAAGUGGCAUAGAUUAUAGUGAAAUACACGACAUUUGUAUUCCGUUAGAUUUUAUGAAACUUGUGCAUGUACUCAAUUAUUUUCAGUGGACAAAUACUUUAUAUUUAGAUACCACUGAUAAAUAUGAUUCAAAAGAAAGUAUUGUCCUAUUUUUGUUGUUGGUCUUCAGUAUUUUAUCUCUUGCUGAUCUAUUCAAAAGUUUUACUGAACACGAUACUAUAGUCAAUAGUUAUUUUUGUGUAACGUCUUAAUGCGUAUGCGAAUUUUAAUUUGAAAGUGUUUGCCUAGUGACCUCUAGUAAUGAGUGCCUUGUGUUUUUGACUGUAUAAAAAUCGCAAUUAAAUGUAUAAUCUAUCAUUUACCGUUUUUUCUUAGUAUUGUCGAACAUCCAUUAGUUGUCGAAUAGAUUUUGUUAUCAUAUUAGUUUGUUAAGCAUUGU
Molecule: messenger RNA, 3916 nt
Organism: Dreissena polymorpha
Lineage: Eukaryota; Metazoa; Mollusca; Bivalvia; Myida; Dreissenidae
Product: sex peptide receptor-like
Exons: 2
Coding region: 477-1619 (380 amino acids)
Biological process (GO): G protein-coupled receptor signaling pathway
Cellular component (GO): membrane
Molecular function (GO): G protein-coupled receptor activity
Source: RefSeq, a predicted model, not a curated record